Messenger RNA from Meloidogyne enterolobii, 324 nucleotides. NCBI's taxonomy places the organism in Eukaryota, Metazoa, Nematoda, Chromadorea, Rhabditida, Meloidogynidae. The record is from the annotation of a GenBank genome assembly.
AUGUUUUUUAUUAAAAAUAAAUUAUUAUUAUUUUUAAUUUUAUAUUUAAUUGAAGUAACUAUUCAAGUUAAUUUAGAAAAUGAACUUGAGAAUUUGGAAGAAAGUAUUAACGAAAUAUUUAAAAUCAUUGAAGAUAAAAAUUUAGAUCGGGAAGAUAAAAAAUGUAAAUGUGAAGGAGAAUAUAAAUUUAAUUGCACUGAAGCUUGUUCUCCAAAUGGAAUUAGCUUUUUGGUUGAAGGAUUGGAGAAAAGCGAUUUUGGGUUGAGUUUAGGUAGUUCUGAUUAUCAAAGAAGUCGAGAGGCAAAUGGCAAGUUUAAACAAUAA